AUGGCAUUAAGUUCCUUUUCAAGACCCUCCAAACUCAUGUCGGUUUUGUCAACAUUGCUUCUAGCCAUGCUCAUGUCUCUUUCCAAAGCUCAAAGUCCUAGAGAAACCACCAUAGUGUUUUACUUGCAAGACUUGGCGUCAGGACCCAAUGCAACUGUUGUCCCUAUCACAGGCAUCCAAGGCAAGCCUCAGUCUUUCACCUCAUUCGGCACCAUUUUCGCCAUUGACGAUCCCAUCACCGAAACUCCCGAUAAGAGAUCGACCCAAGUAGGUCGAGCUCAAGGCAUUCUAGUUGCUUCGUCCUUUUCUGGCUCCAAUGUGCAUGUGUCAAUGUCACUUGCAUUCACCAAUAGGUACGAUGGCAGCAGCCUUGAGCUACAAGGCACCAGCCGCCAGUUUGAGAGGGUUAAAGAGGUCUCAGUGGUUUCAGGCACUGCAUCAUUCAGAUAUGCAAGGGGUUAUGCUACCCUUGAGACAGUUUUUUAUGAUAAUAAGACCUCCUACUCAGUCGUCCGGUGCGCUAUUAGGUUGCUUCUCAAUAGUACUUAA
Molecule: messenger RNA, 549 nt
Organism: Malus domestica (apple)
Lineage: Eukaryota; Viridiplantae; Streptophyta; Magnoliopsida; Rosales; Rosaceae
Product: dirigent protein 22-like
Source: RefSeq, a predicted model, not a curated record